This is a messenger RNA of Melanotaenia boesemani (Boeseman's rainbowfish), 5387 nucleotides long. Its product is annotated as guanine nucleotide-binding protein subunit alpha-13. The record is from RefSeq and is a predicted model, not a curated record. Gene Ontology annotation, molecular function: GTPase activity; guanyl nucleotide binding; G-protein beta/gamma-subunit complex binding. The transcript has 5 exons. The coding region runs from base 56 to 1225 and encodes 389 amino acids. Gene Ontology annotation, cellular component: heterotrimeric G-protein complex; brush border membrane. Gene Ontology annotation, biological process: Rho protein signal transduction; adenylate cyclase-activating G protein-coupled receptor signaling pathway. NCBI's taxonomy places the organism in Eukaryota, Metazoa, Chordata, Actinopteri, Atheriniformes, Melanotaeniidae.
CACUGGCGCGAGCUCAGCCCUCCUCGCUCACGGUAUCGAUGAAGUUGUUUCAAAGAUGGCGGACUUCCUGCCGUCCCGCUCCCUUUUAUCAGUAUGUUUUCCAAACUGUCUCCUUACGAGUGGCGAGGCGGAGCAGUUACGGAAAUCGAAAGAAAUAGAUAAAUGUAUUCACCGAGAUAAGACGUACGUUAAGAGGCUAGUAAAGAUCUUACUACUCGGAGCGGGUGAGAGCGGCAAGUCCACCUUCCUCAAACAGAUGCGCAUUAUCCAUGGGCAGGACUUUGACCAGAAGGCCAAGGAAGAGUUCCGAGCUACAAUUUAUAGUAAUGUUAUUAAAGGUAUCCGAGUGUUGGUGGAUGCUAGAGAAAAACUGCAUAUCCCAUGGGGCAAUCCGGCCAAUCAGCAGCACGGAGAAACCAUGAUGGCGUUUGACACCCGGUCAGCUGUGGCCCUUGGUCACGGCAUGGUGGAGCCCAAAGUUUUUCAGCACUACCUGCCUUCUAUCCGGGCUCUGUGGGCCGACCAGGGCAUCCAGAAUGCCUAUGAUCGACGGAGAGAGUUUCAGCUGGGGGAGUCAGUCAAGUACUUCCUGGAGAACUUGGAAAAGCUGGGCCAGUCGAGUUGUGUCCUGAAUCCCAUCAUCUCCUUGCAGGACUACCUCCCGACGCAGCAGGACAUCCUCCUGGCCAGAAAGCCCACUAAGGGCAUCCACGAGUACAACUUUGAGAUUAAGAACGUGCCCUUCAUAAUGGUGGAUGUUGGCGGGCAGCGCUCCGAGAGGCGACGUUGGUUUGAGUGCUUCGACUCGGUCACUUCCAUCCUCUUUCUUGUCUCAUCUUCUGAAUACGACCAGGUGUUGAUGGAGGACCGGCAGACCAACAGGCUCAGCGAGUCCCUCAACAUCUUCGAGACCAUCGUCAACAACCGGGUGUUCAGCAACGUCUCCAUCAUCCUGUUCCUGAACAAGACGGACCUGCUAGAGGAGAAGGUGAAGCAGGUCUCCAUCAAGGACUACUUCCAGGAGUUCUCGGGCGACCCCGCCAGCCUGGCGGACGUCCAGCGCUUCCUUGUGGAACGCUUUCGUAAGAAGCGGCGUGAGCAGCAACAGAAGCCGCUGUACCACCACUUCACCACGGCCAUCAACACCGAGAACAUCCGGUUGGUGUUUCGCGACGUCAAGGACACCAUUCUGCAUGACAACCUCAAGCAGCUGAUGCUGCAGUGAGGGGGCGGGGUCAGUCGGAGGAGGGAGGGGGUAGAAGGAGGCAGAAAAUGGCCGCCAUGGUGCCUUUUUCCUAACAACGGUCCUCGCGUUUAGUCUCCUCCUUUUAAACCUCCCACUCACUUCUACACCUGCUACUGCUUGUUCACUGUGACUUAUCAGAGCCAGCUCCAACCACUGUAACUGACCCGGACCCACCGCCCCCACUGUCACCUCUGCACGCCACGCUCCGCCCCUCUUUACCUGCCGCUCUGGCAGAGGGAUGUGCUGGUUUCAAGCCAGUGAAGCGUCAACAGAUAGGAAAUCUAAUCGUUUGUGUUUCUAAACUCUGAACAUGCUGUACCUUCCUCAGGGCUCUAAUCUAUGACCCUGUUACAGAUAUUUCAAGUAGAUCUGGAGGCUGUUGUAGCCAGCUAACGAGCCAGCUAGCCAGCCAGCCAGUGCGCUAGUCAGUCAGUCAGCCAGCCAGCACAGUGCUGCAGGGAAGACGUCCCUGGGUUUUUCCAGACCCUGCUAUUCCACACCAUCCAAACUCAUCACUAACGAUUCUUGAUAAACUUACUUGUAGACUUUAAAUGAUUUCUUACUAUUUUCUGACUUUUAAUCAGAUGAUGGGUUCAAAGGAUGAAGGUUUUCUUUUCUACAGCCGGCCUCAGAUCGGGGCUGCUUCCCUCAGCCUCGCUAUGUCCAGAUAAGAUGCUCAGAGUGGGCAAUAACGCCACCAGAGUAUGGUAGGAAAUACUGACAUGGAGCUGAUUAUUGACCCCUGAUGCAAUAAAACGCUAAAUUCAGCGUUGUGCGAGACGACUGCUGUAACCCAGACUACACAACUUCUUUACAUAAAAACUUUACAGGUUAUUUGUUUUACACCUUUUUUCUCAAAUCGUUAAAUGUCGGUCCUAAUCGGAAAUUCCAAACGUGAUUUUUCAAGUUAAUUUAACCAUUUAGUCAAACCUCGGAUUGAGGAGGAGCAGUGUGGUUUUCGUCCCGGUCGUGGAUCAGUGGACCAGCUCUACACCCUCUUCGGGGUCUUGAAGGGGACAUGGGAGUCCGUUGCACCAGUCUACAUGUGCUUUUGGUUUCCCUGUUUUGGUUGGUUUGGAUUAAACAAAUUUACAGGUGGAACUAAAACAUUUAGAAAAUCUCACAAAACUUAAUUUAUUUCAGUAAUUCAACCUAAAAAUGGAAACUAAUACAUUAAAUGGACUCAUUAUAUGCAAACUGAGAUAUUUCAAGUAUUUGUCAUAAUUGUGAUGAUUAUGGUUUAAAGCUUAUAUAAAAAAACUAAAUCUCAGAAAAUUAGAAAAGUGUGAAAAGGACCGGUGUUGUAGCCUCUAAGAGCCAAUCAAUCAACUCUAACCAGCUGAUCCAUCCAAACACCUGCAGAGGCCUCCUGAGCAUCUAGAUGGUCUCAGUCUGUUCCAGUAGAGUCCAGCAUCAUGGGGAAGGCUGCUGACCUGACAGCUGGACAGAAACCAUCACCUCCCUCCACCAGGAGGAAAAGCCUCAGCAGGCGGCUGCAGAAGAAGCUGGAUGAUCAAAGUGCUGCAUCAAAGCUCAUCAAGAAGAAGCUGAGAGGAAGGAGAAGCUGGAACAAGCAGCAGGAUGAAGCAGCUGGAGAGGACGGUCAGGAAAAGCUUCACCAGGACUGGACUGAGGCUGGAGUUAGAGCCUCCAGAGCCACCACACAGACGGAUCCUGGACCUGGACUCCAUGUCGUCGUCCUCUAGUCCAGCUGCAGCGUCUACCAGGAGGUCUUAGAGCUCUUCAUGCUUCCUUUGUGGAGAUGCUGACUUUAUCUUCCAGCAGGACUCGGUACCUCCCACACUGCCACAAGAACCAGAAUCUGGUUCAAGGAUCAAGGAUUACUGGGCUGGACUGGCCACAGACUCUCCAGACCUGAAAGAAAUUCAGUUUUACACAUCCUCUAAUUUUUUUAGUUUUACCUGUAUAUCCUGCGUCCUGAACUCAGCCUGCUGCUGUAGCUCAACCAGUGUCACCGACCACAUCUCAGGAUGUUUAGGUCAAAGUGAAGCAGGUGUGUUUGACCUUCCUGGUGGGUGGUUAGUAGACUGGGGCGGACACAUCAGGUUGUGGCUUCACGUCCUCUGACAUGUUUUCAUCAACUGGUUCUACCAGUGGCAUCCUGAAAAGCACCUGAAAGCCUUGUCCUCCAGUCACAGAGCUGGACCACUAGCAUGAAAGUGUUUCCUCGUCCUGUUAGAAGAGGAACUGACCAGACUGAAUCCUGCAGAUGUUGCAGCGUAACUUUCCCUGCAUCUGUCUGCAUGUGGAUGAAGCAACGCUGUCUGUUCUCAGCCGGCAGAAGGAGCUCCUUUGUCUCCAUCCAGACCGUCACGUCAUCGGCUCGGACCAAAGCCCUGACACGGUCUGAUUCAUGCUGGUUUCUGCAGAGCACAUAUGUGAGCUCUGAACUGAGAACCAACUGGCAACCUGCCGCUCCUAUGAUGUGUUGCAGCAGAUCCGCCACACAGGAUCAACCAGCCUGGACUAGUUUUCUAACCUGGAUCAGGUACAAAUCACAUCUGCAGGCGUGGAUCAAGUCUGAUGUUCAUUCUGUUGAAUGAGUCUGUAGCUGCAGACUGAGUUAUGUUCCAGAUUCUUAGUCUGGAGAUAAAAGUUAGUAACUUCUGUCAGAAACGCUCCGUCUGCAGGUGAAGCUGAACUAGAGUCACCUGAACGAUCGUGACUUGUCUGAAUGUGUGAAAGUGAUGAAAGAAAGGGUGUUUUUAGUACCGAUGAGGAUGAAUGGGAGCCGGUUGGAUAAAUCCACUGCGGGCUCGCUGGGGCAGCAGGGAUGAGAAAGCUUCCUGGUGAAGGAUGCAGAGCUCAAAGGGAAGCAGUUUGACGGUUAGUCGUCGUCUCGUCAGUAUUUUAGAGGAAAAGGUGUUUGUUGGAGGUUGUGAUACACCUGCUGUGAAUGCAAGCGUACACGUCAACGUCCGCUACGUUCGUGUAAAUACUUGCUGCAAACGACAGAAGCAAAACUGCUCAAUACUGUAGGUCACCACUAGGGGCAGUACACAACACUUCUGAAAAAGUGAAAAGGUCAAUCUACGGGUCACGUUGUAUGUCUGGGGCGUCAAACCCCCAAAACACUUCCUAUCUGUUGCCAAGUGUUCAGGUAUGAGUGUUACUGCGUGACGGGGAAGAGAACUCAUUCAAAUCAGGACGUUGGGGACAAGGUCCGAGAGAUGCUCUUCAAACACAUCCACCAUGUUUACCUCGGCUCUCCUGUUCAUGCUCUUGUUCACAUACUCUAGUCCAGUUGUUCCCAACCUUUUACCCUCGGGGACCCCCUUCAUGCAAAAACUGAAAUGCCAUGGCCCCUGGUCCACCCUGUGCUGAAACCAGUGGAGGUUCUCACCAUAAAUCGAGCACUGUUUGAGUCCUGUCCUUUGAAAAAGCCACAGUUAAAUGAACAUACAGCUUACUUUUCCCUUAAAAUAGGGACAAUGUGUGAACAUUAAUCACAAUAGCUCUGAUGUUCAAAGCCUCAGGGACCCCCUAUGCUCUUUGGGGGUCCCGGACCCCAGGUUGGGAACCACUGCUCUACUCGUUACCGCGUGUCAACGCGAGCGGCCGACGUGCCAAACGAGCGCUAGCAAUGCAUGGCGGCCAUGAUAUGUGCAGACGUGUCACUAACAGCAGGAAUAUCCCAGCCAGGCCGGAUCUCUGCUGAGUCCUGGGGUAACAGUGCCUCUGGUGGACCGACACAGCUGGGGGUCCACACUCCUGACCAGUCACUUCAUUUCAGAGGGUUUUAAUUCGUUCAUCUGAUCUCAACCGGCUGAAAUCAGUAUUUCAUGUGCUCCGUGUCCUCAGGAGUCCGUGCUGCAAAGCCAACACUACCUGUGUCUUAUCUUUCUGAUACUGCCUUUUGUACCUUGCCGCCUCACAUAUGAUGAUGAUGAUCGACGUCUGUAAUAUUUCUGUAACUGUGGUGUCCAGACUAUACAACAGCCAAGCUCCACAGGAGCGAGCAGGUCUCCCCAUGGUUAGUGCCUCCUGAUCUUUUUUAGCUUGUUGCCCAGGCGAUGAUGUCUGGUGUUUAUAACAUUUCUUUAUGCAAUAAAGCUUUCAUUGUACAGUCUUAACUUAUGCAUUUUAUUAACCAACUAUUCCCAAUAAAUCAGCUGUUUUU